Molecule: messenger RNA, 651 nt
Organism: Camelina sativa (false flax)
Lineage: Eukaryota; Viridiplantae; Streptophyta; Magnoliopsida; Brassicales; Brassicaceae
Source: RefSeq, a predicted model, not a curated record
AUGCGAGUGUGUUACAAUUGCGGUGAUCCUGGUCACUUAAGGCCGAUCUGUCCGAAGCUUGGGCAGCAAACUCGGAAAAGGGCAAAUGAGUCGCUGCCAUUGCCACCUCCAUUGAAGAGGCAAGCUUUAAUGCCAAGGUUUUAUUCCAUCUUCGAGGAGUCUAUUGAGCCAAGCACUUCUCAUCCGAUCACUGCGGCUGGUGGUCAAGUGAUGAUGACUUAUGGGAUAGUUCGAAACAUCUCAGUGAUGAUUGGUGGAUUGGACAUGCCAGCGGACUUGAAGAUUUUCCAAGUGAAAGCUCACGAUGUUAUCCUAGGAAUGGAUUGGCUCGACAAAUAUAUGGCGUACUUGGACUGCCACCGAGGGAGAGUUCUCUUCGAGACUGCUAAGGGAAUGCUGGGCCGUGAAGCGUAUUUGGCUUUGAUCACUACAGUUGAAGUUGGUUUGGAUGAUGAACUCAAGGACAUUCCGGUGGUACGGGAAUUUAAGGAUGUAUUCAGAGCAUUGACUGGUUUACCACCAACGCGUUUGGAUUCAUUUACCAUCGAGUUGGAACCAGAGACAACACCUAUCUCUAAGGCUCCUUAUUGGAUGUCACCGGCUGAGAUGGCCGAAUUGAAAAAGCAACUAAGUGAGCUGAUGGAGAAAUGA